This is a messenger RNA of Closterium sp. Naga37s-1, 1203 nucleotides long. NCBI's taxonomy places the organism in Eukaryota, Viridiplantae, Streptophyta, Zygnematophyceae, Desmidiales, Closteriaceae. The record is from the annotation of a GenBank genome assembly.
AUGCACUCAGCAACUCCCAUCCGUCCCCCUCUAUUCCCUUUUCCGCCUCUCUUUUCCCAACCACCACACUGCUCACCUGCCUGUCUCUGCAUCUGUCUUUCUGCCUUCCACACUUUCUUCGACUCAUCCCCCUCAUACGCGCUCAGCAAAUCUGCGUCCUCCCCUCCUCCUCCGCCCCGCCCCCCUCUCACACCCGGCCUUGGCCCAUCCCUGUUUCGCUGCUCUCCCCCCUCUCCCGCGCGCUCCCCAUAUCCCCGUCUGUUACUGCAAGACCCGUGCCCUCCACGUCACGCCUGCUGCCACGUGGUCCCUGUCCACGUCCUCGCCCGGGCUGCUGACGUGGCAGAUUCGCUGUUCCGCCGCCUCCCCUACCAACCGAAUCCCGCCUGUUUCCGCUCUCCCGCGGAUCAGAUUCCGCUCCGAUCGCAUUCCCCCCGCCCCGCCCUCUGCCCCUUCCGCUAUCCGCGUUUCCCCUGCCCCGCCCUCCACCCCUUCCGCCCCGAGUUCCCCCCUCCCCAGACGCUGCGCGCCCUCCCCUCCCGCCAGACCUUCCGCCCUCUGCGCGCCUUUCCGCGCGGAUCUGGAAACUUGCAGGGAAUAGGGGAAGAAUGGUCCCCUCUUCUCCCCGAGCAGCUGCGGUUUCAGCCGUCCGCGGCGGCGGCGCUUGCGGAGGAAUCACCCGCUACCGACAAAGUGCGAUCCGCCGUCGGGAGCUUAAUAACUGCCGCGGAGGAUCUUGAACGCGCCGCCUCGUCGGCAGCCGGAGUUGAUAAAGCGCGAUCCGCGGUGGGGAGUCUAGUUUCCGCCGCGGAGGAUCUGAAACGCGCGGCGGCUUCCGCGUACCGCGAUAUUGCUGGCGCUGGCGGCGCGGGAUCCGCGGGGGAGGACGGCGUGGGGGGGGAUACCGCGCAGUUUGGUUCUGCGGUGGGGGAUAUAGUCUCUGCGACGGGAGAUCUCGAACGCGCCGCUGUUGGCAUUUUUGAAAAGGCUGUGUCAGCAGAAGAGAGCGUGUCGGAGCAGGUGGGCAAGCUGCUUGGGUCGGGUGCGGAAGCGACGCAGAAGCUUCUGGAGUCCGGCGGGGAAGCAUUGCAGGCGGACACAUCAGGGGUGGCGAGGAUGAUUGGCGACGCUGCCGGCGCAGGGAUGGAGGCGGUUGAAAAACUAUUUCAGGAAGGGGCUCCUGCACUGGAUGGCGUGUGGUCG